GAUGAUCAUUGUUAUUAUGAUUAUGCAAAAUAUUGCAUUUUCUGAUUGUAGGAUUUAGCAUCCAAAAAAACAUAUUGGAAUUGUUCAGAAACCAAUUUCAAUUUUAUAAUUAAUAGAAGAACCUCUAAUAGGAUAAGAAAAGAUUAGCUCAUUUUAGAUAGAAAGAUUAGAGUUUGAUUCAAAUUUAGUUUUGUAGCAAGAAUUAAUUGAGGAAGAUAUCUCUGAAUUUCCAAAAUAAAAUUAUACAAUUCCUAAGUUUGAUUAGUCGAGUGAAGAAAAGCAGAGUGUAUAUAAAUAAGAGUUCCAGAAUGUCAAAUAAAUAUUGAUAAAACUACACUAUAAAGAAGUGUUAUUAUGCUUAUUUAUAGUAUCGGUUUUUUCAUCAUUUAUUUGGUGCAUUAUAAAAUUAUGUAUUUUAUUCCGACCAUAAAAACAUUCAGAUAAUAAUGAAGAAGUAUUUGCAAAAUGUUUAUUUAAAGUUAGGAAUAGAAAUUAUUAGGAGUAGAUUAUUCUAUAUUAAAUUCUAAGACUCUAAGUGAUGACGAAUAAUUCAAUCAAAGUACAUAGAUAAAAUAUAAAAUAACUGACAUGACACCAUAAAUACGAAAUCCAUAUGAUGAAAGUUUUGUUAAAGCAUCAAUGAAAGCAACCACAAGAGGAUCAGCUUGUGAUUAAAGUUUAUUAGAAAUAGAUGAGUUGUUAUAAGAAAUGCUAAAAUGA
Molecule: messenger RNA, 720 nt
Organism: Paramecium pentaurelia
Lineage: Eukaryota; Ciliophora; Oligohymenophorea; Peniculida; Parameciidae
Source: the annotation of a GenBank genome assembly